UGUUUGUCUCUGUCUGCCUCUGUGUCUGUCUUUGUCUGUGUCUCUCUGGGGGGAGCAAGGUGAGGUCACCGAUUCCGUCUGUUAAUGACCUUUAUAUACCUUCCUCAUGUUCUUCGCUUUCUUUCUCCUGAUUUUUUACUUUUUUUUUUUUUUUACUUCAACAGGCUUAACCACAUACCAAGGAGUGCAAAUAAGCCCAUUCCACCAAUUACCAAUAUUGGUGGAGCUGGGCCUGGGGGAGGGGUUGCUGGAGGGGGGGGUGGAGGGGGAGUUGGGGCAUUACCGAACACCGGCUCUCUACCAGAUUUGACACAGGUGCAGCAUCUUCAUUUGAUGACCCCUCCCAUGCCUGACACAGAUAUAGUGAAUGUGUCAAGUUUAGCGGGAUCACCAGGUCUCGGGUCAGGUUUCCUGACAGGAGGACUCAGUGAGUCAUACGGCAGCGGACAGCCCUCAUCACGUGGCACGUCCCCAGGACCAUCCCCGUCCCUUACGCGCAAGCAGAAGCCGAAGCCAUACCAGCCCUUACCUGUAAAUCGUGGAGCCCAUCAUGCCCAGAGCAAAAAUCAUUUGUCUGUCCCUACUGUAAUUAAUGCACGCUACCUCCAUACAUGUAAGGGAAUGACGGUAGACAACAGUAGCACAACUGUAGAUACACACCAAGCUAAUUCGGGCUUGAAUAUUUAUGGACAGCCGUUAUCACCCAGCGGUUCUCAUCCUGCCAGUCCGAAUCACCUCUCCUUCAUGGAAUAUAGAAAUCCCGUUAGUCCUCAGCUAAGUCCCAGAAGUUCACCUGGACCUUGCCAUCCACGACAUACUGGCGGGUUAGGAAGUUAUAGCAGCAACAGCCCAAGUGACUCGAGGAGUGCACCCCCGUCCCCCAGUGCCCCCCAGGCUUCACCUGUCUCUUCCCCUGGGGUUACCCUCUCAAAAACCCCAUUCAGUUACGAGUAUAAUACACAAACACACGCACAAACCAAUCAGCUCAACCAGCAAUUUGAGCAGUGUAAUAUGAUUGACAAUUCACCAGGUUCAAGUAGUAGCUAUGCAUCAAGUGGGAAUGGCAAUCUUCAGCAACAGACAAGAAUGGACAUGAGCUUGGAGAGUAGUGGGGGCAGUGGAUAUGUUAGUAAUACAACUUCGUCAAGUCCGAGUGGGCCGCCACCAGCCUAUCACAUCUCAACCAGCCAAGCACACUCCCAGACUCUCUCACAAAAUGUCUCACAAUCCAUUUCACAAUCCCAUUCCCAGCCAACUGGUCCCCCUCCACCAUAUCCCCUGCCUAGUCCAUCAUCACCAGCACAUCAUCAACAGCAGCAGUCACAUCAGCACCACCAAAAUCAACAACUUCAGCACCAGCAACAUCAGCAACAGCAGCAACAACAACAGCAACAACAACAGCAACAACAACAACAGCAGCAGCAACAGCAACAACAACAACAACCACCCUCCCACGCCUCAGACGCCUCAGACACCAACUUCCAUUCCGAGAGUUAUUCUUACAGCUCAUGUGUAGCAAACCUAGGUGCCUCUAAAGUAAAUCAACAAAUGCCUAAGAUUGUUUUCCAAGGCACUGACACAUUUCAUUUACUUCUGACAGCUGAAUGGAGACUGCUGGUUGUACUUGAAGCAAGAAAAUUGCAGGAUACUGGAGAGUUCUUAAGUGCUCACAUAAACCAAAAUAAUUUUAUAUUGCUCUUUUUUUCAUUGGAGUAUAACUUAGAAAUAAGAGUACAGGAUAUAAUUGAAAUCUUGACCUACCAACAACAGUGUUUGGAACCUUAUUUGUGUUGCCACAAGUGGCCUCUUUGGUGUAGUGCCAUUGCUGUUAUCUUUGUUGUUGUUUACUCAUUGCAAAUGAGAAUCCACUUUUCAGCUAGACUAACUACAUCACAUCCUGAGUUCAAUAGCAUACUGGCCAGGGAGUUGAAAGUUUAA
Penaeus monodon (black tiger shrimp) is the source of this 1938-nucleotide messenger RNA. RefSeq lists its product as uncharacterized. The record is from RefSeq and is a predicted model, not a curated record. NCBI's taxonomy places the organism in Eukaryota, Metazoa, Arthropoda, Malacostraca, Decapoda, Penaeidae. The transcript is spliced from 15 exons. Bases 85 to 1938 code for a protein of 617 amino acids.